AUGCACCCAGCGGAGCCGCGAUACUGCGCGGUUACGGCCGCCGCUUUUCCGCGCCAAUCCUUCCGCCGCGUUGUGUCCGUCCGCGCGGGCAGUUUCGACCACCUUUCCUCCGCUUCCGAACCCGCGGGAUUUCCGCUCGCCCAAGGGCGGCGGAGGCGCGGCGGCGGAGCAGCUUCCGCUAACGAUUCAGCGGCUGAAGCGGCGGCAGCGGCGGUAGGGUCGCGAGGAGACCCGGUUACAGCGGCGGCGGGGGCAGCGGAUACAGGCGCGCUUGGCGUUGAUCGCAACAGUGAUGGCGACCGUACCGACGGCGGCGACGGCGGCGGCAACGGCGGCGGCGUUGCGCCGACCAGUCCGCACCGAAGAGCGGUUCGCGUGCUGAGGGACGCGCCGCCGUCCGACACGACACGGCGGCGUGACGAUGCGGCGCCGGCGGCGGCCGCGGCUCCUGCGCCUGCGCGCGGGGGAUAUGCGAGCGGAGCGGGCGCGGGGAGAGCUAGUCGGUACGUGCGGUCGGGCGCUCGAGCGCCCACCGGCGCGGCGGCGCAUGCGGGGGUGACAGCGAGCACUGGGAGACGGGCGGACGCUGCAGGUGCGCCGCGCCGCUUAGCUUCACCCUCCCACUUCCUCCUUCCCCCUCUCGUUGCCCUUCCUCCUCUCCCCUUCCCCCUGAUGAAAUGGAUUCAACGGGUGGAGUUGCUACCUGCUGGUCACCUGGAGCACUCACCAGCGGAUAACCUCAGCAGUGAUCUCCUAGCGUCAGGAACAACCACAGCAGAAUCAGAAGCAGGAGCAGGAGCAGGAGCAGCGGGGGCAGCAGCAGCAGCAGCAGCAGCAGCAGCAGGAGCAGCAGCAGCAGCAGGAGCAGCAGCAGCAGCAGCAGCAGCAGCAGCAGCAGGAGCAGCAGCAGUAGCAGCAGCAGCAGGAGCAGCAGCAGCAGCAGGAGCAGCAGCAGCAGCAGAGGCAGGGGGUGAUCUGCAGCACCGCAUUCAGCUGUCCAGAUGGAUCUGCUGCACCACUGGCUUUGAGGUGUCCUGGACGGCCCGUGUAAUGCGGCUAAGUGAUUCGCCGCCCGACCGCGUGCUGACGUGGCAGACGGUGGAGGGCAUUCCGUGCCGCGGACAGAUAUGGCAUCAGCUACCGCGGUCGCUGGCUCGGAUCAUGAGUGAGCGGGCUCUCUCUGCUCUUAUCCAGUGCUUACCACUUAUCCACCUCCCCACGUGCGCCCUCCUUACCUGCUUCAUGCCUGCUUCUGCUCUCCCUGCACUACCAUCACCCUGCCGACCAAGCUUGCUGGAUUCCGUUCUGUCCCUCCUCCCCGCUGUCGCUUGCUGUGUCGUGCUUACUCCCUCGCCGCCAGGCAACGCUAAGGAGUGA
This is a messenger RNA of Closterium sp. Naga37s-1, 1377 nucleotides long. NCBI's taxonomy places the organism in Eukaryota, Viridiplantae, Streptophyta, Zygnematophyceae, Desmidiales, Closteriaceae. The record is from the annotation of a GenBank genome assembly.